AUGAGUUUUUGGCGAUACGAUGCAUAUCCAUGCGGAAGUUAUCAAAUGUUUUAUUGUUCAUUUUUCCACCCCCAGCUCGGUCUCGAGGAGGAGGACGUGUGGCGAUGCGUGCUGGCCUGGGCCAAGAACCAAGCCGGAGUGACCCAACCGACGGCCCACUGGACCGAGGAGGAGCGUCAACGGGUGUGCCAACAGCUGGCGCCGGUCAUUUCCCACGUGCGGUUGUUCCUCAUCGAUAGCCAAGUGUUCGCAGAGGAAGUCGAACCGACGGGAGCGGUUCCGAUCGAGCUGUCCCUAGAGCGGUACCGUCGGGCGGCGCUACAUUCGAACAAACUUCCGGCGUCGGCCGCACCCAUCCAGGCUGGUCCCGGACUGGCGGAGAACGAUAAGCGACUGCAGCCCCGGUUGAUGCUGAAUCUGUUUCAUGGUUCGGCGAUUCUGAAGAACGACAAGAUUCACAUGCAGGGCACGCUGAACGGGUUCUACGGGGCGCCGAAGCAGACCUGGAGAUUGAUGUACCGGGCGUCGACGAACGGGUUCUCGGCGGCGGCGUUUCAUCGGCACUGUGAUGGAGUGGCACCGUUGUUUAUUAUUGCACAGGGCUCCCAGGGCGCCAUCAGCGGCGGCUUCACGGAUGUGGCCUUCGCCAAAACCAACCGCAAGGGCGGAUACAUCCACUCGGAGAAGGCGUUUUUGUUCGCGCUGAACUACAACAACGAGCCCCCGAGCAAGUUCGAGAUCGUGAAGAAACCGUACGCGAUUUGCUAUCAUCCGGAUUGUGGACCAAUUUUCGGCGCCGGAGCAGAUUUGUUGAUUUCGAACAACUGCAACAUCAAUAUGGAAUCGUACUCGAACUUUCCACAUUCUUACGAUGGACCAAAUGCCACAUUUGGAAAUCUUUUUGGCGAUUAUAACUUUUCCAUAGCUGACUAUGAAGUGUUUACGUUGGCACCCUCGGCGGUUCCCGGUGGGAUAAAGAUGAAGCAUGACCGGUAUCCGUGAGGAGGAAAUUGGUCUUAAAU
Culex pipiens pallens (northern house mosquito) is the source of this 1022-nucleotide messenger RNA. RefSeq lists its product as uncharacterized. The transcript has 4 exons. NCBI's taxonomy places the organism in Eukaryota, Metazoa, Arthropoda, Insecta, Diptera, Culicidae. The record is from RefSeq and is a predicted model, not a curated record. The coding region runs from base 1 to 1002 and encodes 333 amino acids.